AAUGAUAACGAAACAAUGUACACUAGUCGGCUUCCUAGUAUUCUUGCAGCUAUGCUAUCAUACAAGACUGUGACCGGAACAAAAAACUUCAAAAAGUUAGUUCAUCUUGUCCUGCAAUUCCUGGCUUUCUUUUUAAGCAUCGUAGGACUAUGGGCUGCAUGGAAGUUUCAUGUUGAUAAAGGCAUCGAUAACUUCUACAGUCUCCACUCGUGGCUGGGGCUAGCCUGCCUCGUCCUGUUCGGGAUUCAGUGGGCUGCUGGAUUUGCGACCUUUUGGUAUCCCGGUGGAUCAAGACAUAGCCGCGCAAGCCUGAUGCCGUGGCAUGUAUUUCUUGGGCUAUACAUCUACGCUCUAGCUGUAGCUACUUGUGCCACUGGUCUUCUGGAGAAGGCAACGUUUCUACAAACGCAGAAGAUAAUAUCACGAUACUCGGCCGAGGCAUUGCUGGUGAAUUCUUUGGGGAUCUUGAUUGUUGUUUUGGCAGGUUUUGUGAUUCUUGGAGUGGUCUCUCCCAUGCAGGGGAGAGGUGAUAAUCCUAAAGGAAUGGCAGAGUAAUGGCUACAAGAGCGAUUGAUAUUUUUACAGCAGCACAUCGAAACCACAUUUAUUGAGGAUCGAGAAUGGUUGAAGCAUUGUUGUUUCUUUGUGAUAUGUCAUCUUUCAACAGUCCAUUAUUGGUGAAAAUUCAAAUUUUUAACACAACUAUUCGAAAGAUUGUGGUUCACUGGUUCCACUUCUAGCCGAAA
Salvia hispanica is the source of this 746-nucleotide messenger RNA. NCBI's taxonomy places the organism in Eukaryota, Viridiplantae, Streptophyta, Magnoliopsida, Lamiales, Lamiaceae. The record is from RefSeq and is a predicted model, not a curated record.